Bufo bufo (common toad) is the source of this 948-nucleotide messenger RNA. Its product is annotated as olfactory receptor 6N1-like. The record is from RefSeq and is a predicted model, not a curated record. Gene Ontology annotation, molecular function: G protein-coupled receptor activity; olfactory receptor activity. Lineage: Eukaryota; Metazoa; Chordata; Amphibia; Anura; Bufonidae. Bases 1 to 948 code for a protein of 315 amino acids. Gene Ontology annotation, cellular component: membrane. The transcript has a single exon. Gene Ontology annotation, biological process: G protein-coupled receptor signaling pathway.
AUGCUGCAGAAAAAUAAAACCGUGGUUGAAGAGUUCAUUUUAUUGGCCUUUGCCGAUUUGCAGCAGGUCCAGAUUUUUCUUUUCCUGUUUUUUCUGCUGACCUAUGUGACUUGUCUUCUGGGAAAUUUUGCAAUAAUCAUUGUUGUUAAAAUAGAACAUUCACUUCAUAACCCGAUGUAUUUUUUCAUCAGUGUGUUCUCCAUUUUGGAAAUCAUGUUUGUCUCGGUCACUGUUCUGAAACUUUUGGACAUUUUAAUUGGACAUAAAAACACAAUAUCUUUUAGUGGCUGUUUUACACAAAUGUAUGUUUUCGACUCCUUGGGGGUCACCGAAUGCUAUCUCCUUAUGGUGAUGGCAUAUGACCGACAUCAGGCUAUUAAUAACCCCUUACGUUAUCCAACAAUCAUGACUCAUACAGCUUGUGUUAGACUGGCCAUGCUUCCAUGGGUCUUUGGAUUUAGCAUUAUUUUAGUACCAAACAUUAUUACAGCACAGUUAGAAUUCUGUGGUCCUAAUGUUAUUGACCACUUUUUUUGUGACAUGGCUCCCUUACAAAACUUGGCCUGUUCUGAUUCUUUCGUAAGCAGUAUGUCCACAAGCUUAGCAGCUGUCACUGGUAUUGUUCUACCUUUCCUCAUAAUCCUAGGGUUCUAUGUCUGUAUCAUAAAGACUGUUACCAAGAUCAAGAGUGAAGAGGGUAAAAGGAAAGCCUUCUCCACCUGCACAUCUCAUCUCAUCGUAGCCAGCCUCUUCUUUGGUACAGCCAUCAUUGUGUAUAUCAAACCCAAAGGCAGCCAUUAUGAUAAGUAUCUUGCUUUUAUGUAUACAGCAAUCACUCCAACAAUCAAUCCCUUCAUUUACACCUUUAGGAACAGAGACGUGAAGAAGGUUUCCUGGAAUUUAUUAAACCGGUUCAUAAGACUAAUAGUAGAGAGUGAAAUACUUUAA